AUGCUUUUUAGCUACGAAUGGGUGGAAUUGUUGGAACCGUCUUCGCAAAAAGUGAUUUUUGCCAAUUUGGAAUCUGGUGAAAUUCGUUGGGACUCGCCUCCAAAUGCGCGAGUGCGCCCGUUGGCUAGUGAACAAUGGUGGGAGCUCUAUGACGUGAAUACCCAGCGCCACUACUAUCACAAUGUCCGCUCCGGCAAAACAGAAUGGCAUCGUCCCUCCUCUGGAGAUGUGAUCCCACUCUCAAAUCUACAAGUGGUUGAUUCAUAUUUCUUGAUUUAUCCUCUGUUCCCUCAAGAUUUUAGUAGGUCUGCUAAAUUACAUAUAUUGCAUUUUUCUAGUCUAACAGCCAAUUUCUUACCAAAUCGCACAGCACUCGUGUAA
Hydatigera taeniaeformis is the source of this 381-nucleotide messenger RNA. The record is from the annotation of a GenBank genome assembly. Lineage: Eukaryota; Metazoa; Platyhelminthes; Cestoda; Cyclophyllidea; Taeniidae.